ACAGAACACCCUAGAACAAUAGACAGUAUUCAAUGGAACAUCGUUUUGGACCGAAAUUUAAUUUAAAUUUGUUUGUUUUUUGUUUCAUAUAAUUUGAUAAUUCGAUUACUGUUUUAUUUGUGUUUUUGAAAUGUCGGUCAGUGGACAGAGAAAUGUUAUCACACUAAGCAGUUCUGCAGCGUUGUUAGUUGAAUACAUGGAAUACGCAAUCAACAUGGUCCUGUACCAGCGUGAUGUUUGCCCAAGAGGCCAGUUCGUUACUGUUUCACACUACGGAAUGCCUUUGUUCGUGUCUAGAGAUUACACGACCCUGAACAGACUACAGAAUGUCCUGGAUUACAUCCAACAAGUGCUCCCACUGCUUAUUCCGAACAUCAAAGUUUACCUAACCUUAAAGGACAGGGCGACCGGGCGCGCCAUCGAACGCUGGCAGUUCCUAGUUCAAAACGAAGACUUGGUAGGGCCAGACUGGAAGGAGCACAAACCGGUUACAACGUCCCGGAAGAACCCGGCUCGAAUCCAGGAAGAAAUUCGGCAAACGAUGAAGCAAAUUACGGCGUCCAUAAGCUGCCUUCCGGUUCCACCGCCGAACGGGAUUGAGUGGACAAUGGCAGUCGAUGUUCCGGAGUGGGUGCCCAUCCCACCCGGUUGGUAUCGGCAGCCACUGGAUCCGAUCGACAAUCCGCAGCAGUUGGGACUGCGACCGUUUUCGACCGGGCUGCACCAGAUGCAAACGGUCGUUACGUAUCGAGAAGAGGCGGCGCGUGAGAUGUGAAUGUUCUGUUUGUGGAACUAGAUUUUACCUAAUAACUUAUUGCGAAUUUGUCCUUGUGAUGGUUUUUUUUAUUUGUAAGUAUAUAUAAUCCAAAAAAGAAUGUACAAU
This is a messenger RNA of Culex quinquefasciatus (southern house mosquito), 883 nucleotides long. Its product is annotated as mitotic spindle assembly checkpoint protein MAD2A. The record is from RefSeq and is a predicted model, not a curated record. Gene Ontology annotation, cellular component: kinetochore; cytoplasm; nucleoplasm. Lineage: Eukaryota; Metazoa; Arthropoda; Insecta; Diptera; Culicidae. The transcript has 2 exons. Gene Ontology annotation, biological process: mitotic spindle assembly checkpoint signaling. The coding region runs from base 131 to 775 and encodes 214 amino acids.